CCGUUCUCUAUCUCCGGUGAUUCACAACGGUAGCACCGACGGCGAAUAGCUGCGUGAUCUCCUCCUAGCGACAAAAUUUGAGCUAGGAGAUAGUGACCCAUAACCCGAACGACCCCCUGGAUAGAACACCCAUAGCCUUUAGGGUUCAAAUCUACAAAAUUGAACUCAUUCGAACUCAAUCCUGCAAAGACUCAAGCUUUACGACCUCUUUAUUCUAGUUCAAGCUUUACAACUUUCCAAAGCAUGGAUGAUGUUUGAGGCGCGAGAGAAGGGAGAACGAUGAGGUUUUUGUGCGUGAGAACGAUGAGGUUUUUGUGCGUAAAACAAGUUCUAUAUUUGAGAGGCUUGAGAGAAUCCUCAAGUUUUCCAUGGCUUUUUUCUGCCAUUUCCUAUUACUCAGAUACUCCCUCAAAGAAGUCUAAACUUGCCCCUUUACAGGAGAGGAGAAUGAUAGACAGGUUUAUGAUGUAUGCCAAAGGAGGUGAUGGUGGAAAUGGAUGCCAUAGCACUCGCCGUAGUAGGCAGGAUCGCCACGGCCAACCUGAUGGUGGAAAUGGUGGAAGGGGGGGCAAUGUCAUUCUUGAAUGUUCCGCUGCUCUCUGGGACUUCAGCAGUUUGAAGCAUCAUAUCAAUGCAGGUAGAGGAGGACAUGGAUCUUCAAAAAAUAUGAUUGGAACCAGGGGUGCAGAUAAGAUUGUUCAAGUACCUAUUGGCACUGUCAUUCAUCUUGUGGAGGGUGAUGUUUCUAGUGUAGUCGAACAUCAUUCGCCAACAGAUUUAGACCCCUGGCAGAUUCCAGGCGCACUAGUUGAUGAUCUCUCUAGUAGUUCCUCCCAGAAGUCUCUUGGAUAUUCAAAUAGAGGAGAGGAAGUUGAAUCGACCUUCACCAAUACUCUCUCAUCGUGUAAUAAUGGUAACGAUAAUGCUAAAAGUUCGUCAUUCAGGAGGGAAACCUCGGAAGUUGCAUCAACCAAUGAGAUUUCCCAAGUUCUUGCACCUCCCGACGAACUCGAAAGUUCAAUCGAUGAUGAUGAUACUACAGAAAGUGAAGAAAUGAGAUACAAUGUUGCAGAAUUGACUGAAGUAGGACAACAAAUAAUCAUUGCUCGUGGAGGGGAAGGUGGUUUGGGUAAUGUUCAUGCUCUCAAAUUUUCAAAGAAGCCUAAAGGCUCAAUGGCUGUGAGGCAAGAGGACGAGUUCAUAAACUCUGAUGAAUCUGAAAUCAACGAGUCCAGAGAGCGAAUUGGUUCACCCGGGACUGAGACCGUGCUUGUUUUAGAACUUAAAAGCAUUGCCGAUGUUGGCUUCGUCGGGAUGCCAAAUGCUGGAAAAAGUACUCUUCUAGGAGCCAUUUCUCGAGCAAAGCCAAUAGUUGGUCAUUAUGCAUUUACUACUCUGAGACCAAAUUUGGGGAACUUAAAUUACGACGACUUAUCAAUCACAGUAGCUGAUAUUCCCGGACUUAUAAAAGGUGCCCACGAAAACCGUGGACUUGGACAUUCAUUCUUGCGUCACAUCGAACGCACGAGGGUUCUAGCAUACGUUCUAGACUUGGCUGCUGGUUUAGAUGGUAGAAAAGGGAUACCCCCAUGGGAGCAGCUGAGAGAUUUAGUAGCAGAGCUUGAACACCAUCAAAAGGGGUUAUCAGAUCGUCCAUCCUUAGUAGUGGCUAACAAGAUCGACGAAGAAGGGACCGAGCAAGUCUACGAGGAAUUAAAGUCAAGAGUGCAAGGAGUUCCAAUCUUUCCCGUGUGUGCCGUUUUGGAAGAGGGUGUUGCAGAGCUUAAAGCAGGUCUUAAGAGCCUUGUGAACGGCGAAACAUCUUAUAGGCUUAACAUAGAUGAAAUUAUUGUUGAUUAAUAUGUUUGAACUCUACCAUUUCGUUCCAUUUUUGCUACAGCUGAUACAACUUUAGAGACUAUUUAUGCGGCCUAGUUGAGUAGGAGGUCGUAAAAGUAUAACUUUUCGUGUUCUUCGUGGGUGACGAUCUUCAUUUGAACCUUCAUCUUAGAUUCCAAUGUUGAAAUUUA
Cucurbita moschata (crookneck pumpkin) is the source of this 2030-nucleotide messenger RNA. Its product is annotated as probable GTP-binding protein OBGM, mitochondrial. Gene Ontology annotation, molecular function: GTPase activity; GTP binding; magnesium ion binding. Lineage: Eukaryota; Viridiplantae; Streptophyta; Magnoliopsida; Cucurbitales; Cucurbitaceae. Gene Ontology annotation, cellular component: mitochondrion. The transcript is spliced from 6 exons. The record is from RefSeq and is a predicted model, not a curated record. Bases 280 to 1860 code for a protein of 526 amino acids.